Molecule: messenger RNA, 5820 nt
Organism: Populus euphratica (Euphrates poplar)
Lineage: Eukaryota; Viridiplantae; Streptophyta; Magnoliopsida; Malpighiales; Salicaceae
Product: probable lysine-specific demethylase ELF6
Exons: 7
Coding region: 557-5422 (1621 amino acids)
Biological process (GO): chromatin remodeling; regulation of gene expression
Cellular component (GO): chromatin; nucleus
Molecular function (GO): histone H3K4me/H3K4me2/H3K4me3 demethylase activity
Source: RefSeq, a predicted model, not a curated record
UUUAUCACCGCCUGCUGCUAAAAUGCGCUUUGAGGAACACAAUACACCCCCCCUAUUUCGCGCUAAAAAAAUGCCCCCCGACUGAAAUCGUCCAGUGAACAAACGGGAGCUUCACCCGUGCGCAUUGUCCCCCCGUGUCACGUUAACACACCAACACGCUAAGAUGCUACCUUGCGCCGGGAUGAGAAAAUGCCUCUUAACCUACACAAACCUCCAACUCCCCUUCUCCUCCCUUCUCUCUUUCUCCUCCUCUCCAGUUUGGUGGUUUUGCUUAGGGCAAAAUCGAAGAAAAUCGCUUGCUUUUAACCAGGUUCUGUUUUUUUAACUUACAUUUUAUCUUACCUUUGCUUGUUUUUCCAAGUUAAUGUAGCUUAAUCACUACACAACACAAAACCCAUUUAACGAUUUCACCAAGUUAGAAUCUUUGGACUAGGGUUUUCAAAUGGGCUCUGUAGCUUGAAUGACAGUGAAAGCUACAAACUUGAGCAUGAUAUGGUGUGGUCAUGGUGAUUUUGAUGUGCUGUUGUAAUCGGUGUUAAUGUGAAAAUUUGUUGAAAUGGGUAAUGUGGAAAUACCCAAAUGGCUAAAAGGGUUGCCUUUGGCACCCGAGUUUAGGCCAACUGAUACUGAAUUUGCAGACCCAGUUGCAUAUAUAUCGAGAAUUGAGAAGGAAGCUAGUGCUUUUGGGAUUUGUAAGAUCAUACCCCCAUUGCCUAAGCCUUCGAAAAGAUAUGUUUUUAGUAACUUGAAUAGGUCGCUUUCUAAGUGUCCGGAGUUGGGUGAUGAUGUGGACUUGUCGAAUGUUUGUUCCUCAUCAAACUGUGGUUUAAGGGAUGGUGGUAAUGAUGGGGAGAAUAGGGCGGUGUUUACAACUAGGCAGCAGGAGUUAGGGCAGAGUGUGAAGAAAGCAAAAGGGAUGGUUAAGGAGAAUCUGCAAUCAGGUGUUCAUAAGCAAGUGUGGCAAAGUGGGGAGGCUUACACAUUGGAACAGUUUGAGUCAAAGUCUAAGGCUUUUGCAAGGAGUUUGUUAGGUAUGCUUAAGGAGGUUAAUCCAUUGGUUAUAGAGGCAUUGUUUUGGAAGGCAGCUUCUGAGAAGCCUAUCUACGUGGAAUAUGCAAAUGAUGUGCCUGGUUCGGGAUUUGGGGAACCAGAAAGCCACUCUAGGUACUUUCCUAGACGGAGGAGGAAGAGGGCAUCAUAUCAGUCUUAUCGCAGGAGUAGAGAAAGCCCUGUUUGCAGUACAAAUGAUAUGGAUGAUGUAAAGAAUUCCCAUAAUGAUGAGGUUAAAGGUGUUUCCAUUAAGAAUGUGCCAAGCUUGUGUUUGGAGACGACACCCAGGUCAUCUAUGGCAUCUUUGACUUCAUUCGCAGAGGAUAAUCUGAGGUCUUCUAAGCAAAAAUGUGUAACUUCAACUAGCAAUAUGGAAGGUACUGCAGGUUGGAAACUUUCAAAUAGCCCUUGGAAUCUGCAGGUGAUUGCGCGCUCACCUGGCUCUCUUACACGAUUUAUGCCAGAUGAUAUCCCAGGUGUUACUUCACCUAUGGUCUACAUUGGUAUGUUGUUUAGUUGGUUUGCUUGGCAUGUUGAGGAUCAUGAACUUCACAGCAUGAAUUUUCUACAUACCGGUUCUCCAAAGACUUGGUAUGCUGUCCCUGGAGAUUAUGUAUUUUCUUUUGAGGAAGUUAUACGCACUGAGGCUUAUGGUGGCAAUAUUGAUCGCUUAGCUGCCCUGACUCUGUUGGGUGAGAAGACAACUCUUCUGUCUCCUAAAUCAAUAAUUUCCUCAGGCAUUCCUUGUUGUAGGUUAGUGCAGUAUCCUGGUGAAUUUGUUGUGACUUUUCCGAGGGCCUACCAUGUAGGAUUCAGCCACGGUUUUAACUGUGGGGAAGCUGCCAAUUUUGGAACUCCACAAUGGCUUAAAGUAGCCAAGGAAGCUGCGGUCCGUAGAGCUGCCAUGAACUAUCUUCCCAUGCUUUCACAUCAGCAGCUCUUAUACCUGUUGACCAUGUCUUUUGUUUCAAGGUUGCCGAGAUCCUUACUACCAGGUGCUCGGAGUUCUCGUCUUAGAGAUCGUCGGAGAGAAGAAAGAGAGUUGUCAGUAAAGGAGGCCUUUCUAGAAGACAUGUUAAAAGAAAAUGACAUUUUAUCUGCUUUUCUUGAGAAAAACUCCACUUGUCAUGCGGUGAUAUGGAACCCUGAUUUGCUUCCUUGUGCAAGUAAAGAGUCUCACUUACUCAACAUAACUUCUACUAUUACUACCUCACCAAAACAAAAUGCUUCCCAUAUUAAUUUCGAUGUAAAUAGGAAUUGCAAUGAGAAUGACCUGUUUAAGGAGAUGAGCUUGUAUAUGGAAACUCUCGAUGAUUUAUAUAUGGAAGAAGAUGAUCUGUCAUGUGAUUUUCAAGUUGAUUCGGGGUCGUUAGCAUGUGUGGCUUGUGGAAUCCUUGGUUUUCCUUUUAUGUCAGUGUUGCAACCACAUGAGAAAGCAUCAAUAGAAUUGAUGCCCGGCGAAGAGCCAGGAGUUCCAAGAAUUGAUAAUGUUCAGCCCUCUAUAGACUCUGAUAGCACCGGCAAAGGCUCUGUUUCAGAUGAUCAUGGUCCUGUCAAAGAUUAUUCUGUGCCUCUGAAGGAUCUUCCAAUGCCCACAGGGUGGAACACUUCUCAUAAGUUUUUGAGACCUCGUAUUUUCUGCCUGGAGCAUGGUGUCCAAAUUGAGGAGCUGUUACAGUCUAAAGGUGGAGCUAACUUGCUUAUAAUUUGCCAUUCAGACUAUCAAAAAAUAAAAGCACAUGCUUAUGCCAUUGCUGAGGAAAUUGAGAGUCCUUUCAAUUAUAAUGAGGUUCCUUUAGAAGCUGCAUCGAAAGAAGAUCUGAACUUGAUAAAUCUUGCAAUUGAUGAUGAAGAUCAUCAUGAAUGUGGAGAAGACUGGACAUCAAAACUGGGUAUCAACUUACAGUAUUGUGUAAACAUGAGAAAGAACUCUCCAUCUAAGAUAGUCCAACACGCAUUGGCAUUGGGAGGAUUAUUCUCUGACAGAAGUCUCACAGAUUUCUUAAACAUCAAAUGGCAAUCUAGAAGAUCUCGGUCAAGAAUAAAGUUAAAUCAGCCUUUCCAUUGUAAACCAUGCAAGAUUAUUGAACCAGACAAAGAUGAAAUGUCAGGGAAUAAGUCAGAUGGUCUCAUUGUCAAAAAAGAGGAAAAACUUGUUCAGUACACUAGAAGGAAGUACAAGGUAAAAAUAGAUUAUUCAACGAAUGGGCUUGAAGGAUGCUCUAGAAGGUGCUUUGCAGAAGAGGUUUCAGGAGCUAGUGGUGAUGAUCCUGAUAAAUAUACUGAACAAACAACUGUAAUUUACCCUUGCAAUAUUGGGAUUACCAGAAGUGGUUCUGCAGGAUUUGGUUUUUCUCCCAUUGAAGAUCCUGAAACGCUGCAUGAAGUCAAGGUGCUUGAAGCAGCUGGUGGCUUGACCUUGAAUUCUGCACCAUCACAAGAUGCAUGUUCAGUUCUCACUGCUACUGUUGCUGUCAAAAGUGUGGGGGGCCAUAUUGAGGAUCAACUGCUGAGGGAAUCAAAAAAUGCGAGAAAUAUUGGUAAUGUAAAAGCUAGUAGUACUUCUGAGAUAGAGCAUCAGAUAAAUGCCUCUGGAGGAACCAGUGAAAAACAGGAUUUUUACACCACAAAAUGCUGUAGGCCAUUCAUCACUGUAGCUAAUGAAAGAUUUGAAAUGCAGAGAGAGGAUCAAGUUUUGGGAAAUGUCAACAUGGGCGAGACUUGUAAUAUGGUUUCUGAAGGGCAACAGAGGGUCCUGGAUGAUGGCAAUGCUGCAGUAGACGAGGUUUCUGAUCUUGCUAACGUAGCAAGUUUACAUGUUUCUCUCCUCCCCAUCGGACUAAAGGCGGAUGUAGUUGUGGAGAAUUCUUUCAUUAACAAUGAGGUAUCUCCUCCUGUGACUUUGGAUGAUGAAGUGAAAAAAGAACUUGUGACUAAAAACAGAACUAAUGGUGACCAAUGCUCUUCAAGUGAUGACACAUUGAUGAAUCAGCCUACUGCCUCACUGGAUGAAAGAUGUGGUCAUGAGCAAGAGACCUGUGCUGUGCAAAAUAAGACGCAGAAAGAAGCUGAAAUAAAAAAUGGGAGUAAUGAUGAAAUCGUUCCGAGUAAUGUUAUUAGUGUGACUAAUCUUGUGCCUGUAGAUGAAAGUUCUGAAUUUCAUAGAGAGCUGCAUGCCACGGUCAACUUGAGCAAGGGCAUGACUUUUGAAAAUGGCAAGCAGCUGGUGUUUCAGACCACAAAUGAUUCUAACAAGGAACUUGUCUCAUGUUCUGUUGCACAAAUGGAAAUAAAUUCAUCUACUGCUUCAUCAGAAUUCUCUAAAUUUCAUAGGCAGGCCUAUGCUGAAAAUGAUUUGUGCAGUGGCUCAACUUUGGACACCAUUGUGCCACAAGAAAUUCGAACUACAGACAUACGCACUGUGGAGGAACUUGCCUCUAUUUCUGCAACCAUAAAUCAAGAACUUUCUGAAGCUUCAAAAGAGAUUUUUGCUAUUCAAGACUCCUAUGUUUGCAUGGACUUAGAACCUGAAGUAGAGAAGGGAAUUCAUUCCAGUGAUGGGGUGACUAGAGACAGUGAGGUGCAGAAAAAACACCAGGGCACAAGUUUGAUUAACGAGGACAUACAUGUUUCUGCUCGUGUUAUUCUGGUAAAUCAGCCGCCGACUCCUUCCCCAGUUAUAAAAUGUUCCAGCAUUGAUGACAGAUCAUGUGUUGGAGAAAGCAUGGUAACGUGCAACAAAUUUUGUGCAUCUCAGGAGAUUCAGAGCAUCGAGUCUGCUGUUGUAGACUCUAGACCAACUGCUGGAAAGGGAAGAAAAAGAAAGGGUGAAGUGGAGCAGCUAACAGAAAACAAGUUCGAUAGCAAUGACUUUAUUAGGAGUCCAUGCGAAGGAUUGAGACCGAGGGCUGGGAAAGAUGUUGGGAAAUCAGCUGAGGAGAAUCCAAUACCAAAGAGGUUAAAGAAACCUUCUAAUGUUUCAGUUCCUCGCUCAAAAAGGAAAGAAAUCACACAAAGAUCUUACAAGUGUGAACUAGAAGGUUGCUGCAUGAGUUUUGAGACAAAAGCAGAGUUACAGUUGCACAAGGGCAACCGAUGCACAUAUGAUGGUUGUGGUAAGAAGUUUAGCUCCCACAAAUAUGCAAUAGUUCAUCAACGUGUUCAUGAAGAUGAUAGACCCCUCAAGUGUCCAUGGAAGGGUUGCACCAUGUCAUUCAAGUGGGCAUGGGCUAGGAUUGAGCAUAUACGGGUGCACACUGGUGAGAAGCCAUACCAGUGCAAGGUCGAUGGCUGUGGCCUUUCUUUCAGGUUUGUAUCGGACUUUAGUCGGCAUAGGAGGAAAACAGGACACUAUUUGAACACACCUGACUGAAGAUUUGUUUUGUAAUCAGGCUGGCUCUGUACCAUAUGGAAAUGAGAUUGAAUUGAGGCCAAAGCGGCCUGCAAAGUCGUAUAAAAGCUUGAAUGUUGUAGGUUAGGGUUAGACUCAUCCCUUUGUAGCGGGGGCAUGCAUUCUUCAAUUAUUUGAAUUCAGUGAUAGUUGAAAACCCUUUUCCUGUUCCUAAUCCCAUGCAUCUCGAUCUUUCGAUACCUAUUUCUUUUGAAUAGGACUGAUGACCACAAGGGCAACGUGCAUGCAUAAUUAGCUUUAGAGGAAACUCUUUUAGAGAUGUCAAGCUACGCAACAUGUUGCGGCCUCUCUGGUUGGUCUAUUGGUAGGUUUCCUAGAAGCCGUGUAAUCAUGGAACUAAUAAACAAAUCUUAAUCUCC